AGGUGUGUGCAGACCUCAUCAAGGGAGCAAAGGAGAAGCAGCUGCGUGUGAAGGGACCCGUCCGCAUGCCGACGAAGAUACUGCGCAUCACGACGCGCAAGACUCCGUGCGGCGAGGGAUCGAAGACGUGGGACCGCUACCAGAUGCGAAUCCACAAGCGAGUCAUCGACCUUCACUCGCCCUCCGAGAUCGUCAAGCAGAUCACGUCGAUCAACAUUGAGCCGGGGGUCGAGGUCGAGGUCACGAUCGCAGACGCAUAGGCGGCGACGCGGCGGCGGCGCCCCCUACGCGAUUCUGAUGGCGACGAAACGUGAAUAAAUCGCUUUGGUGCGAAAACUUA
Priapulus caudatus is the source of this 340-nucleotide messenger RNA. RefSeq names its product 40S ribosomal protein S20-like. Gene Ontology annotation, cellular component: cytosolic small ribosomal subunit; ribosome. Gene Ontology annotation, biological process: translation. Lineage: Eukaryota; Metazoa; Priapulida; Priapulimorpha; Priapulimorphida; Priapulidae. The record is from RefSeq and is a predicted model, not a curated record. Gene Ontology annotation, molecular function: structural constituent of ribosome.